CAACAUUUGAUAGAUGUCAAUUUGUGUUUUUCCAUGGCGCAUUUAAUGGGAAGGAAAUGUUCAUUCGAAUUAGUCUGCCAGAAUGAAGCGACAUCGAAGACAGUUGAGCAAGAGGAGCACGCAGUCAUAUCCCGGUUCACCUGAUAGAGACGGGUUUGCCUCCGUUGCAUGACUCCUGGCAAGAUCAGGAGAAGCGCUGGGAGUUUUCAACGCCUUGCAAUGGAGACAAUCAGCACAGUCAUCGAGUCUCUUCUGAAAUACGGUGCACUAAGAGAGGGUCUCUUUCUCAAGGUCAAGGGUGGAGAAACUGUCACGGAGCUUCGAAGGAGACUGGUCUUAGAAGAGCAGGCAGCUUACGAUUCACCACUCCUUAAAGAUGAUCCAUACCUCACGGCCAGUUUGCUGAUGCAACUCUUUCUGGCAUUGGAGGAACCUUUGCUUCAUGCAAUUCACCAGCCUCUCACAAGCGCAACAUUAAUUCCAGAGAGGCGGACUCGGCUUUGGGCAACAAGGAUGCUCCUGCACGAGCUCCCUGACGGUCACUAUCAGCUGCUCAAAAAGCUGGUCACUCUGCUGAGAUCUGUUCAGUUGACCCAUCCAAAAGGCCUGCUGGCAGCACUCUUCGGGCCUGUGCUGCUGCAAUUUGAGACCGCAACGAAUACAGGACUGGGAAACCCCGACAUCGAGAAGCUCAAGUCUGCCAGCGUGAUGUCGCUCCUCCUCGAGGAGGCCCCCGAGCUAUUCAAGAAACGGCGCUUUUCUUUCAAGUCCACUGCCAUUGUGGCCUCCAGCGUGACCAAGAUGCGCAACCUGGCCGGCUGGCGUGCCGGGGGGGCUCCUGGCAGCCAGCACGUGCCCCCCCCCAGCCCGGGGGCCUACGAAGCAGCGCGCAUCAUCCGAGAAAGUCGGGAGUCUGUUGACCCGAUGCGGGGCGGCAGAGUGUCUGCCAGCCGGGACACCGACGUGGCAGAGAAGUUCGGGGCACAGGUGAAGAGUAGCCAAACGACAGUGACGGCAAAUCCGAAGCGCCUUGGUAAAGUGCACCCCGACUCGGACAUGGCAGCAAGCUUGGCGCCGAUUUCUGUUCCUGGUCGAAGUCUGACACCCCCGUCAGGCGGCUCGAGGCCUACGGCAAAGUCGGAUGGUGCAGUUGACCUCAGGGAACUGGCAAAGCAGUCGUUGCAGUUGGGUUUCAGUCCGGCACAGGGGCGUCGCGACUUGGACAGAAGGAAGACAGUGUACCAGAUGGGGGGCUCCAAAGAGGACCAUCCGAAACCAAGGAGCGGGUCGCCCUCACUCCAGAGACGGUUCGCCCCCUCUACGUCGAGCAAGUCUCUCACGAGCAAUAAAGUCCUAGCAGCGCUGGCGUUGACUGCCAUUCCCAAGAUUCCGAACCCUGGAGAGAAGUGGGAGAGGGAAAACGGGUUACAGGGUGUGCCGCGGGCUGCAGUGUCGAGCAACGGAAGCAGGGAGUUUGAGAAAGAAGCUUACAGGUUGAGUGGAGAUGAGUCGUUUGAGGGCGUGCUGGCGAGAGACGUGAUGAGUGGGCGGGUGUCAAGAACGUCGGGCAGGAUGCAGGUCGAAGCCCCUAGUAGUAGAAAGACCGCCGGCUCGCCUAGCAGUGACGAGGGCCAGCACAGUCCACAAAGUCAAAUUUUAGGGUCAGAGUCGAGCCAGACUCCGCUCAAGGAACAGCCAAGCGACAGCAGUCAAAUUAGGGUCGAAACAGAAGCACAAGCUGACGUAGGUAAACAUGUCGUGAAACCAAUCAUCAGUCCAAUCCGGGACGCUCUCAGCACGCAGGGAGAGGCCGAGCCCAGCCCCCAGUCAGGUAGUAGCUCAGCAACCAGAGAAGCGGUCUCUCUGUCCAUAGAGGAGUACCUCAAUCUCCAGAUUGCAACCGAGCUCGAAAACCUAGACACGCUCUUGGCCGAGGAAGCGGCGGAAAAGGGCGGUCUGCCAAGCACUGGCCAGUCGGACGGUAUGCCUUUGCCGGCAAGUCGCACGGAAAGGGGGGCCCCCUGGAAAUCGUCCUACGUCCAGAAGUACGCUAAAAUCAGGACGCUCAAGCGGAAGAGCAAAGGCGAUUGGGUAGAGAAGGACUUCGAGCUGGCAGAGUCCGACGCUCCAGGAGAGUCCAGCCAGUCAAUCACCGCUGUAGCAUCUCUUUCCGGCCAAAGCCAGGACAGGUUGGGACAGGCGGGGCCGGGAAGGAAGUUAACGGAGACGGGGCCGAGCAGAGCCGAUCUUGGAUCAAGCAUGAAAGUCAGCACCUCCAAACAAGCGCCUGCGUUCCAUCAAUCGGCCCGGGAGCCUCCUAGGGCCAGCAGCGGAGAGCUUUCAGGGCAGGAGACUACGUCAAGUUUGGGCAGCGGAUUGCGAAGUUACCGGUCGUUCUCCCCGGACAGAGCGCUGGGCUUAGGGGGAACCCCUCGAUCGGGCGGCUACUCGAGCCGCCCCCACAAGCCGGCCGCGCACUCGAGCCACAGCUUUCACACUUCCGAGCGCGGAAGUCCGAGGCGAAACCCUCACGGGGGGGUCUCAACGGGGGCUAGAGCUGCCCCCCAGGGAGGGCAGGGCAGAUCAGGAAUCUACUUUGCGGAAUCGGAUUCGGACAGUUCGCAGGACCGGGGGAAGGACCCGGGCUCCCGCUUUGCCAGCAGCCUGCGGUCCCCGGAGAGAGGCGUGCAGAGGAAAGAGGCGCGGCCGCAGUUUUCGCUGUACUCGAAGCCUUCCUCGAGGCGGAGAGAAGAUAGCGACGAUGAGCCCUCCCCCCGGGGAGGCCGCUCCCCGUCUCCUGAUCGCUCCGGUACCAACCGGGGGGGCCGCUCCGCUUCCCCCGACCACUCUACCACCUACCGGUGGGGUCGGUCGAAGUCCCCCGAUCGGCCUAAGACCCCCCGGUCAAACCGUGCACGGUCGCCCCCCAAGAAGGGGGCUCAGGACGUCAGAUCCAAAACUGCCACGUCAGCCAAAAGUCCUCCUUCCUCACCGAAAGCGCCCCUGCCCCCCCCGCCGUCAGCGCCGCCGCCGCCGCCGCCUCCACCCCCCCCUCCUCCCCCACCGUCAGCUGCCCCGAAACCCCCCCCGCCGCCCCCCCCGCCAAAAGGGAAGGGCCCGCCCGCACCGCCGUCCCCAUCAGGCCUAACAGGCGGGCUGAAGGCGCCCCCACCACCCCCCCCGAAACGCAUCCGCAUGAAGGCGCUUCACUGGGACAAGCUCUCGAGUCGCGACACGGGGAAUACCGUCUGGGACCAGGCGAACGCGGGUGACGUCAGCCUCGACUUCCAGCAGCUCGAGUCGCUCUUCGCGCUCAAGGAGGCGCCGCCCGCGAAGGCGCGCGGCUCUGUGAGCGCGCGCACGCGCGCCGUGCAGCUGAUCGACCUGAAGCGCGCGCACAACAUCAGCAUUCAAUUGAAGGGCGUGCGGCGGCCCGUUUCGGAGACCCGGAAGGCGCUCCUGUCGAUGGACGAGAGCAUUCUCACGGCGGAGAUCCUGGGCGUCCUGGACCGGGCCGUGCCAACGGACGCGGAGGUGGCCCUACUGAAGGCGUACACGGGCGACGUGGAGCAACUAGGCACGGCGGAGCGCUUCUUCCUGGAGGUCAUGGACGUGCCGCGCCUGGGGGAGCGCAUCAAAGUGCUGCUCGUCAAGGAGCAGUACGCUAGCUCGGCGGAGCGCAUACGGCGGGAGCUGGACUUGCUGUCGAAAGCGCACCACGACCUGCGCGGCAGCAAGGGCUUCGUGCGCAUUCUGGAGGCGGUCCUGGCGGUCGGGAACCACCUGAACGGCGGUACCUACCGGGGUCAGGCCACCGGGUUCAAGCUGGAUGCGCUUCUGAAGCUGAUGGACGUCAAGGGCUCGGACAAGAAAACGAGCCUACUGCACUUUGUGGUGGGUGAGCUCCUGAAGCAGGACCCCGGGAUCGGGCGACUCUCGGCGGAGCUGGCCAGCGUGAAGGUCGCCGCGAACCUGAGCCUGGACUCCAUCGCCUCCGCGAUCACCGAACUAGAGAAGGGACUCGUGACCGUCCAGGAAGAGGGGCUCAAGGCGUCGGUGCUGUCGGAGGAGGGUCCCCGGGAGGAUGACCGCUUCGCUGACGUCAUGGCGCAGUUCUCGGACAAGGCGGAGGAAGAGGUGUCGUCCCUGCGUGCGCUCGCAGCCAAAGCAGAGGCUGACAUGCGCGACCUAUCGGUGUACUUCGGGGAGUUGGUGGACGCUGGACGGGAGCCCAAGAUCUGUCGGACGACGCGAGAGUUCCUCUUCAUGUUUGAGCGCGCUUGCGGGGAGAUUGAGGAGGCGACGAGGAAGGCCGCAGAGGACGCACGGAGAAAGGCCCUCGUUACAACCCGACGCGUCUCCGACGGCGCCAAACCCUCCGCCGAAACCACUCGCGGCCGCGCCCAGAGCACCCCCACUCCGGCGCGCUCCAUUCUGCACAGCAAUAGCCUGCCCAACCCUGAUCGAACGCCCCCCCGGUCGCCACGUGUCCACUCGCGGUUCGCCAAGGAGACCGAGCCGGCGGCGGCGGCGUCACCCGUGACGUCAGCGACGACGUUCUCGGCGCCCCGGCGGCGCUCGUCGGCGUCGCGGGAGGUGCGGAUCAGUCAGGAGGAGCUGGAGCACGUUCUGCACGCGAGCGCGCAGGGGUUUAGGGGUUUAGGCGCGGGGGGUUUGGGUGAGCGUCCGGACUCUGAGGCGCAGGGCUUCGAAGAGCUGACGGGUGGGAGCGCGCAGGACGUCAGAAACGCGCGCGGGGAUGUGCUGCAGGAGCGAGCGAAGUUGGAUGCGUGGGGAUUAGAAAACGCGGGUGCGGAGGGGCUUGACGAAGAGAUGGGAGCGAAUCUGGUGGACUUGUGGGGACAGCUGGCUGAAAGUACGCAGGAAUCUCGGGGCGCCACUGCCACUGGCGCGGAGGGUUUUGAAAAGCGACCGGACUCAAAGAUUCGCGGGGUCGAUGAACGGGCGAAUGCCGGCGCGGUAGACUAUUGGGGACCGCUGCCCGUGAGCGGGCAGGGUUUCGGGGCGCGCCAGGAGCCGACGGGGCGAGAGUUGGGGGAGGACUGGGAAGCUGGGGCAGGCAUGCAGGAGUUUAGAGAGAGGCUCGAGGCGGAAGGCGAGCAAGAACAAGCGGAGCUGGGGACGCAGGAAAGGAUGGAUACAAUAGCGGAGGAAAUGCACACAGGGCAAAGGGCGGGGGAUCAUCCGAACGGAAAAGUGUUUCGAGAUGGCGAGCGAAUUAACGGGGACGCUGAGGGUCUGGGAUUUGGGGACUGGCAGCUCGAUACACGAGCUCGGGUAUCGGAUGCGGUUGCGAAAGAUCAGGAAAAUGAAACAAGAAUGGGAAGCGGACGGCAAACGAAAGAUGGGGAAGUCGCCAACGGGCAUAUGGAGGAUGACUUGUGGGCCUCUGGCUCGAGGGCGGGCGAAGGCUUAGGUGACGGUCGAACGCAGUCGGUCGUUCCAGGAGCGCGAAGCUUGGAAGAAAAGGGUUUGGCGGACGCUUCAGUACUCGAGGAAUGGACUGCUGCGGUUCUGGAUGACGACCAAGUUUUCCCGCAGCAGGAAGAAAGGUUGUCUCUUCCAAAUGACGGAGCGAAAGACGACGGUCAAGAGGGGACUGCUGGUGGUUGGGAAAGGGCGAGUUUCUUAGACGUUGAAGCUUCUCGAUGCGACAAGGAAGCCGAAGAAGAUGCGGAAGGCCUUCAAAGCAUGCUCAUGAGCAAGUUGAGGAAGAUGAGCAUGGUCAAGGAGAACGACCGCGCAGGAGGAUACGAGUCAGACUGGUCGACGGGGGCUAGCCCCCCGCAGCACUUUGUUCGGGUGCUUUGAUGGUCUGGACAGGACCAAUGAAAUUAAGGAUGCACGCACAGAACAGAAAGCCGA
Molecule: messenger RNA, 5886 nt
Organism: Klebsormidium nitens
Lineage: Eukaryota; Viridiplantae; Streptophyta; Klebsormidiophyceae; Klebsormidiales; Klebsormidiaceae
Source: the annotation of a GenBank genome assembly